AUGCUCAAGACUGGUCUCAACAUCCGCAAAAAGCAAUCGGAAUCCGCUCAGAUACCACAGAAACGACCCUCUGCAUUCUGCGACGACUCGGACGAUGACGAGAAUGCGCCUGCACCGCCUAGUCGGCCGCCACGAACAACACUUGUUCCUCAAUCAUCACUACGUAAGAUAGCAGUUCUUGCUGAGGACGAUGUCGCGUAUGACUAUGAUGGCGUCUACGAUUCUAUGAAAGUGCAUGAACAAGAAGCAGCCAAGACGAAAGAGCAAGACAAGCGGGAGCGCAAGCCAAAGUACAUGCAAGACUUGUUCCACAUGGCUGAAGUGCGUAAACGCGACAGAUUGCAAGCAGAAGAUGUCAAGUUGCAACGGGAGAGGGAGCAGGAAGGGGACAUGUUUGCCGACAAGGAACAGUUCGUCACGAGCGCGUAUCGAGCGCAGCAAGAAGCAUUGCUGCAGAAAAGACGACAAGAGGAAGAGGCUGAACAAGCGUUGCGCAGACAAGCUGGUGGCUUGACCGCAUUCAGCGCGGGAGUGCUUGCCAAGGAUAGGCAGAAGCAUGAAGCAGCCGUCGAGGCGAGUCUGCAUGCUGAAAGGCGCGCCGCAUCAAAUCACGCACAAGCUUCGGAAGGUCAACGUUUCUCAGAACUGGAAAUGGCCAAGAAGGCUGAAGCUGAACUUGGCCACAAGGUGGUGGUCAAUGACAACAAUGAGAUUGUGGACCAUCGACAGCUGCUUGCAGCUGGACUGAAUCGCUCCAACAAGUCUGAUGCAGUCUCGACGCAUCAAGCAACUGAACGACAGCAUACUACUGGUUCUUCGUUGUCAAGCAAAGAGCGAGAACAGAGGCGUGCGCAGCUGGAACGACAGGAACGAGCAGUCGCAGCGCAGCUCAAGGAAGCGCGACGACAAGACAUGGAGGAGCGAUCUCGUAAAGAAGCGCUUCUACAGCAACAAGCAAAACGAACAAAGACGGAUGCCGACAUCACAUCGGCAAAGGAUCGUUAUUUGGCACGCAAAAAGGCCGAAGCAGAAGCGAAAGCAGCGGGAGCGUCUUGA
Protomyces lactucae-debilis is the source of this 1056-nucleotide messenger RNA. RefSeq names its product coiled-coil domain-containing protein 55-domain containing protein. The coding region runs from base 1 to 1056 and encodes 351 amino acids. The record is from RefSeq and is a predicted model, not a curated record. NCBI's taxonomy places the organism in Eukaryota, Fungi, Ascomycota, Taphrinomycetes, Taphrinales, Protomycetaceae. The transcript has a single exon. Gene Ontology annotation, biological process: regulation of alternative mRNA splicing, via spliceosome.